Diceros bicornis minor is the source of this 3260-nucleotide messenger RNA. RefSeq names its product outer dense fiber of sperm tails 2 like (gene ODF2L). Bases 1038 to 2813 code for a protein of 591 amino acids. NCBI's taxonomy places the organism in Eukaryota, Metazoa, Chordata, Mammalia, Perissodactyla, Rhinocerotidae. The record is from RefSeq and is a predicted model, not a curated record. Gene Ontology annotation, cellular component: centrosome; ciliary basal body. The transcript has 17 exons. Gene Ontology annotation, biological process: negative regulation of cilium assembly.
UCAGCCCUUUCAGGCCCUCGGACGUCUUUCACAGCGCAUCGGCGGCGGGCUGACGUCUCGGCGACGUGAUGACGCACGGUGGGGGCGUAGGCGCGCCGUCUGGGAUUGGCGCGCACUUGGUACGGACGCCUGGGCUACCUUUGGGCGGGGCCGGGUCCCAGAAGUGGAAGGCCGUCUCGCUUGCCCAGGGGUGGAACCCCACACCUUUUCUGCCGACACCCUGAACUUCCGCCAGACUGACGACCUGGGUUGGAACAAGGCAGCGACACUCGUACUCUUAGGAAUGGAGUGGUCCCAGGGACAGCAGAGCGGAUCUUAGCCGAGGGUGCUUGUUCAGAGCCAAGCCCUGACCGGGCCGACCUCGGACAAGGCUGCGUUUCUUUCCGAAAUGGUGCUUUCUUACUCAUUCGCCUGGCUUUUAAGUGCCCACCAUAUAAUAUCCCAGAAUGUGGGAGACCCUGGGGCUCCGUAAGUGACGAAUACUCCAGAAAACCUCAGGAAAUAAUUCCUUCUCCGGGGUCCUUCUAGAUUCCAGCCUCUAUAGGAGACCCCUUCAAUCCUUGGCUAGAGGCCGACUUGCGUUCAGUCGCAGCUCUGCCAGUGAACCAGCUGUGUGGCCUUGGGCCGGUCACUUAUCCUUGGCUUCGGUUUCCUUAUCUGUAAAAUGAGGACGGUAAUAGUCACUGAGGAGUGGUUGUAAUAAAAGAGAUUAAGUAAACGCAGUGCUGGGUUUUGAGUAUAGGUGGUCAGUAAGUGGUGCUUUUUCACUGAGACAGCCAUAGCAGGACUGGCUGGUGUUGGGGAUACAGUCUAGUGCGGAGACAAAGUUUCCCUGUCACUUAGCGCAUGAUUUUCUAUACAUUUUUUUCAUUAUGGAGCUAAAAAGCCAUGCAAUUACUUCUCUAGUGAAUUUUUGACUAGUGUCUGGAAUAACGAGAGAAACGAGCAGCGUUCCUGUGUCUACUUUGCGUUCCUUGCUGAAUAUUUCAUGCUUGGAGAAGUUGUGGAAGCCACCUACAAAUCCAUUUACUGAAUUUAUGGAGAAGCCCUCAAAUGACGGAAGUCAUUCAGAAGAACUAUUUUCCCAUCUUAAAAGUAGACCAGAGAAGGAACAUUUACCACGGCAUGCCAGUGAAAGUCAUCUCAGAUGCCUCAAGCAGGACAUCCUAAAUGAAAAGACUGAAUUGGAAGCAACAUUUAAGGCAGCUGAGUUGGCAACCUGUUCUGUAGAAUUACUUUUGCCAUUAUUUAAGGACACCAUUGAAGAGAUUAGUUUUGAAAAUGCUAAUCUUUCUGCAUCGAAUUUGGAGAAGUUUUCUAAACAGAAGGAAAUAUUAACAAAAGAAUUAGACACUUUUAAACAAGUAAAACAAGCUUUAGAACAUCAUCUUAGAAAGACAGAAUACCAACAAAUAGGGAACAGUUUAUCCAGCAUGUUAGAGAAGCUAACUGUUAAUGAAAGUGAAAAUACUAAUCUUAAGAAGAAGAUACUUGAAAAGGAGACCUAUAUCCAGGAACUUUCUUGCUUGUUUCAGAAUGAAAAGGCAAAUGCUUUGAAAGCAAACCGUUUUUCACAAUCAGUAAAAGUAGUACAUGAACGACUACAGCUCCAAAUUCAUAAAAAGGAAGUGGAGAAUAAUAAAUUAAAAGAAUACAUAAAGAGCUUAGAAACCAAGAUAGCUGAAUGGAACUUGCAAUUGAAAAAGCAUAAGCAUGAGACUGUAGCAAUGAAAGAUUCAAGUAAACAAAAAGCAAUAGCUCUAAAAAAGGCAUCUAAAAUUUACAAACAAAGGCUUGAACAUUUUACUGGAGACGUUGAAAACCUUACUUCCCAAAUUAGAGAUCAGGAAGCCAAGUUGUCUGAAACAGUCUCAGCUUCCAAUGCCUGGAAAAGUCAUUAUGAGAAAAUCGUAAUAGAAAAAACUGAAUUGGAAGUUCAGAUCAAAACAAUGAAAAAGCAAAUCAUUAAUCUUUUGGAAGAUCUGAAGAAAAUGGAAGACCAUGGAAAAAAUUCAUGUGAAGAAAUUCUUAGAAAACUUCAGUCAAUUGAAUAUGAAAAUGAAACUCUGAAUCUUGAGAAUACAAAAUUAAAGACUACACUUGCUGCUUUGAAGGACGAGAUUGUUUCUGUUGAAAAUGAACUCUUAGAAUUGCAAGAAGUAGAAAAACAACAGAAAGCCCUUAUUGAAGUGUAUAAAACUCAGAUACAAAAGUUGCAAGAAGCAGCUGAAAUGGUGAAAAGCAAAUGCGAAAAUUUACUACAUGAAAAUAACCUAGUAACAGAAAACAAAAAUAAAAAAUUAGAGAAGGUUGAUGGAAAUCACAAUCUUCUGAGAAAGCUUUCUUUGGAAGAGGAAAAUUUUCUUAUUCAGUUGAAGUGUGAAAAUCUUAAACAAAAAUUAGAACAGAUGGAUGUGGAAAAUAAAGAACUUGAAAAGAAGCUGGCAAACCAAGAAGAAUGUCUUAAGCACAGCAAUCUUAAGUUUAAAGAGAAAUCUGCAGAAUAUACAGCACUGGCCAGACAGCUGGAAGCUGCUUUAGAAGAAGGAAGACAAAAGGUUUCUGAAGAAAUAGAGAAAAUGUCAUCUAGAGAGAGGGCUUUACAAAUUAAAAUAUUAGAUCUGGAAACUGAGCUUAGAAAGAAAAAUGAAGAACAAAAUCAACUUGUUUGCAAAAUGAACAGUAAAGCACAACAUCAGGAAGUAUGUUUGAAAGAAAUACAACAUAGUCUUGAAAAGUCGGAGAAUCAAAAUGAGAGUAUUAAGAAUUAUUUACAGUUUCUUAAAACUUCUUAUGUAACAAUGUUUGGAUAAAUUAUUGAACUUAUUUUCUAUAAGCAAUAGCUUUUUACUGUGAGUCUAAAAAGUGAUUAGGUAAAAAAUAAAUAUACUAUCUGUUGUUAUACUUUAUGAUUUAUGGGUGGUAGUAUUAGAAUUUUUAUAUAAAGAUUUUUGAAACAUAAUUUAUUGUCCAAUUGAAACUUUAAAACAAGAGAGAUGUUAGUAUUCCUUUUUGCUGGAUAAUUUUCACUUAGCUCUGGUUUAAUUCCUGUUUAAAUUAUUUUGGUUUUUAGAAUAUUUUUCACACACAGAUAUACAAAAGAAGCCAGAAUCAUUCUUUGUGACUGUCUGUAGCCACCAUUCAAGUGAAUUUGUAAUAAAUCUAGGCCAAUUAUCAGCCAAAUACAUGAUUUUAAAUAAUGUAUAUAAUUAUUUUACAUUGUGGUGCUGUAUAGAUAUAAUAAAGGCAAAUAUUCUGGA